GUCUUACGAAAACAGGGGCAGAAGCAGCAACAAUUUCUGCUGCCAGCCAAUUCUCGACGCGCUGCUUUCUAUCUCCAGUUUGCCCUAGUACCAAAGCCACGCGAGCGUCAAAAUAGACUUGCGGUUUCGCAAUCGGCCUUCAGUUGCUGGGAGGAGGCAGAAGCAGCUCUGGUGGUGGUAUAAUUGUCACAGGUCAUUAGUGGUUGGUGGUUUUUUGGAGUAAAUAUCGAAUAUGAGCUCAGAUAGCAGAAGCCGAAGCAGGAGCAGGAGCAGGAGUCCAAUGGAUCGCAAGAUACGUACUCAACGAUAUUCAUAUCGUGAUGCACCUUAUAGACGGGAGUCAAGACGGGGAUUCAGCCAAAGCAGUCUGUGCAAGAACUGCAAGAGGCCCGGUCAUUUUGCUAGAGACUGCACUAAUGUUGCCAUAUGUCACAACUGUGGCCUUCCUGGGCAUAUUGCAUCAGAAUGCACCACAAAAUCUCUGUGUUGGAACUGUCGCGAACCUGGCCAUAUGGCUGGAAACUGUCCAAAUGAAGGUAUCUGCCACACCUGUGGUAAGGCAGGCCACCGUGCAAGAGAUUGCACUGCUCCUCCUAUGCCACCUGGUGACCUGAGGCUCUGCAACAAUUGCUUCAAGCAAGGGCAUAUGGCUGCUGACUGCACCAAUGACAAGGCCUGCAAGAACUGUAGGAAGACAGGUCAUCUGGCUCGUGAUUGUCAGAAUGAUCCAGUUUGCAAUUUAUGUAAUAUAUCUGGGCAUGUGGCUAGAGAUUGCCCAAAAGGAAAUAUCUUUGAUGAGCGAGGUGGAGGACCUCGUAUUGGUGGUGGUGGUGGUGUGGGUGGUGGAUAUCGGGACAUUGUUUGUCGGAACUGUCAGCAAGUAGGCCAUAUGAGUAGGGAUUGCAUGGCCUUGAUGAUCUGUCACAACUGUGGAGGAAGAGGACACCUAGCAUAUGAAUGUCCUUCUGGGCGGUUUAUGGACCGUUUUCCCCGAAGGUAUUGAUGGAUGGGCUCAUAUUAUUGCACUGAUGGUUGUGAUGGUUUUGCCUUUAAUUUGAAUUUGAACAUGUUUUUGUUGUUUGUAGAAUAAUUUAUCUCCAAACUUUGUGUAGUAGUGAAUGAUCUGUUAUUUAAGUGCCAUAGAUUUGUUUGUGGUGCUUUUAAGAAUUUCUAUGUUAAAAGCAGGGUUUUGUUGAUGUCUGUU
Messenger RNA from Coffea eugenioides, 1204 nucleotides. RefSeq names its product zinc finger protein GIS2. The transcript has 4 exons. The record is from RefSeq and is a predicted model, not a curated record. Lineage: Eukaryota; Viridiplantae; Streptophyta; Magnoliopsida; Gentianales; Rubiaceae. Gene Ontology annotation, molecular function: nucleic acid binding; zinc ion binding. Bases 233 to 1003 code for a protein of 256 amino acids.